This is a messenger RNA of Aspergillus sclerotioniger CBS 115572, 1449 nucleotides long. Its product is annotated as cytochrome P450. The transcript is spliced from 4 exons. NCBI's taxonomy places the organism in Eukaryota, Fungi, Ascomycota, Eurotiomycetes, Eurotiales, Aspergillaceae. The record is from RefSeq and is a predicted model, not a curated record. The coding region runs from base 1 to 1398 and encodes 465 amino acids. Gene Ontology annotation, molecular function: iron ion binding; monooxygenase activity; heme binding.
AUGAUCCUCUACAAUAUAUUUUUACACCCUUUACGGUGUUUCCCGGGACCAGUCUUAUUUCAAGCGACCGGGCUCAUGAAAGCAGGCCAUAUGGUUUCGGGGAAUCUGCAAUUCAAGGUCAAGUUGUUCCACGAUCAGUACGGCCCAGUGGUUCGGAUUGCCCCGAACGAGUUGAGCUUCAUCGAGCCCCAGGCGUGGAAAGACAAUUACGGACAUCGGACCGGAGGGGAGCUACCCAAGCAUUAUAGCCUUUAUCGUCUAGAUCAGUCUGCGCCGUGUAACAUCAUCUCAGCUGACCAAGAACAACACAGCAUCCUUCGACGUCUGCUGUCUCAUGGUUUCUCUGAGCGUUCUAUGCAGGCGCAGAUGCCUAUCAUCGGUGGUUACGUCGAUCUUUUGAUGCAAAGACUCCGAGGGAAUGCAGCCGAUGGAACAACGGUUGUGGACCUGAAUAGUUGGUUCAACUGGGUCACAUUUGACAUUAUCGGCAACCUUUCGUUUGGAUCCGACUUCAAGAAUUUGGGUGGUGCAGACUGGCACCCGUGGGUCAGAAUGAGCGCGAAGCAUAACAAAUUGAGUGCCAUACUGGCGUCACUGAGAGGCAUCGGACUUGGGGUGCUCGUGAGGUGGUUUGUUUAUAGUGGGUUACUUCCAACGCAAACAUAUCUAAACUAUAUUGAGCAACAGGUUCGCCGGCGGAUAGACGCCGGUGACCAACGGCCAGACUUCAUUGAGGGUCUGGUACAAAGGAAAAACGACUUGUCCGCACAUGAAAUAGCAGCCAACGCUGAGGCCCUUAUAGGGGCCGGAUCAGAAUCAACAGCAACUCUGCUAUCUGGGGUGGUAUUUUCCCUACUGACGCAUCCCAAAUGCCUGCAAAAGGUGAUAGAAGAGGUGCGGUCCCAGUUCAGGAAUGAGCAAGAGAUCACCUUGACCUCGGUCCAGCGCCUUGAUUAUAUGCUUGCGUGCCUGAACGAGACCUUUCGCUACUAUCCCCCUGUUACAAACGGCAUGCCCAGGUGCACCCCUAAAGGGGGAGCGGUGAUCUGCGGGCGCCACGUCCCGGAGGAUACAGUGGUAGCUAUUUGGCAAUGGGCCAUCUGCCAUGAUCCUGGCCUUUGGACGGAUCCAGACGGGUUUCAUCCCGAGAGGUUUCUCGGCCAUCCUAAGUUUGCCGAUGAUCGGCUCGAUGCCCUGCAGCCAUUCAGUGUUGGUGCAAGGAAUUGCAUUGGCAGAAACCUUACUUACGCCGAGAUCCGUUUGAUUCUCGCUCGCCUUGUCUACAAUUUUGACCUCGAAUUGUGCGAAACCAGCAAGGAUUGGAUCGGUGUCCAAAAGGCGUACCUCGUCUGGGAUCCGCCCAGUUUGAAUGUCCGUUUGGUGCCUGCUGUCCGAUGAUAUUAGAUUGAAAACUGUAGGCUCCACCACGACAGUGGAUUUCUAUUUACC